GGUGUGAGGUGCAGGGCUGGGGCUCCAUGAAGGGAAAGGUGUGAGGUGCAGGGCUGGGGCUCUAUGAAGGGAAAGGUGUGAGGUGCAGAGUUAGUGUUCCCUGAAGAGAAACGUGUGUGCUGAGCAGGGCUGGUGCUCCCUGAAGAGGAAGGUGUGAGGUGCAGGAUUGGUGUUCCCUGAAGAGGAAGGUGUGAGGUGUAGGGUUGGGGCUCCAUGAAGUGGAAGGUGUGUGCUGAGCAGCUGAGCUGUAGUGGGGACCGUGGGAGCAGAGGAGUGCUCCCAGUGAGGGGAUUGCUGAGGAGGAGCAGGAGAAAAUGACUGUCUGAGGAUGAUGCUGAGGAAGAUGCUGGGAGUGGUGGUGAGGCAAUAGGUCUGUGGCGUUAGCUAUAAUACUGGGCAGCAUGCUGAGGGAAAAUGGAGCCUGGGACUUGGUCAGUGUGUAACAUUAGAGUGAGGCUCCUUGCCACAUCUGGGAGGCAUUUCUGUAAAGAAUUGAGAAAUGCACUGUGCAAGGAGGGCCUGGCAUACUUAGAACCUGCUGGCAGGUUCAAGGAGCACUUCAGAUGAAGGAGAGAAAAAAGAUGCAGGUAACUCUUCAGGGGAAUGAGCCAGCUUCCAAGAACCUCGCUUGAGAGCUCUGUAUUCUUGCUUGUCACAGUUGACCAGUGGAGAAAUCAUCACUUUCCUGCUGUGCUGCAACAUCCUAAUCCUCCCUGAUUUUGCAAAAAACCCCAUCCUGUAGGCAUGGCUCACCUGAGAGAAUUUGCUAGCCAGCACUCCAGGGUGGAUCCUGAGGAGCUGUUCACCAAGCUGGAGAGGAUUGGCAAGGGCUCCUUUGGGGAGGUGUACAAAGGCAUCGACAACCGCACCAAGGAGGUGGUUGCCAUCAAGAUCAUUGACCUGGAGGAGGCUGAGGAUGAGAUUGAGGACAUUCAGCAGGAGAUCACAGUGCUCAGCCAGUGUGACAGCCCCUACAUCACCCGCUACUAUGGCUCCUACUUGAAGGGCACUAAGCUGUGGAUAAUCAUGGAGUACCUGGGAGGAGGUUCAGCCCUGGAUUUGCUGAAGCCAGGACCACUGGAGGAGACCUACAUAGCUACUAUCCUGAGAGAAAUCCUGAAGGGCUUGGAUUAUUUACAUUCAGAGAGAAAGAUCCACAGAGACAUCAAAGCUGCCAACGUGCUGCUCUCAGAACAAGGAGAUGUGAAACUGGCUGACUUUGGGGUGGCUGGCCAGCUGACAGACACCCAAAUCAAGAGGAACACCUUUGUGGGGACUCCAUUCUGGAUGGCACCAGAGGUCAUCAAACAGUCUGCUUAUGACUUCAAGGCAGACAUCUGGUCCCUUGGGAUCACAGCUAUUGAACUAGCAAAGGGAGAGCCUCCAAAUUCUGACUUGCAUCCUAUGAGGGUUCUCUUCUUGAUCCCCAAAAACAACCCUCCAACACUUGAGGGUCACCACAGCAAGCCCUUCAAGGAGUUUGUGGAAGCCUGCCUCAACAAGGAUCCUAGAUUUCGGCCAACAGCUAAAGAAUUGCUGAAGCACAAGUUCAUCACACGCUACACCAAGAAAACCUCGUUCCUCAUGGAGCUCAUCGACCGCUUCAAGCGCUGGAAGUCAGAGGGCCACGGAGAGGAUUCCAGUUCUGGGGACUCUGACAUUGAUGGAGAUGCAGAGGAUGGAGACCAGGGUCCAAUCUGGACAUUCCCUCCAACCAUUCGCCCCAAUUCCUUGAGCAAGCUGCACAAAGGAAUGGCUCUGCAUGGUUCCCAGAAGCCUACUGAGCCCAUCAAGAGGCAACCACGGUCACAGUGUCUCUCCACACUUGUUCACCCAGUUUUUGGGGAGCUCAAAGAUAAGCACAAGCAGACUGGAGGCAACGUGGGAGCCAUGGAGGAGCUGGAGAAUGCCUUCAGCUUGGCCGAGGAGUCCUGCCCAGGCAUCUCUGACAAACUGAUAGCACACAUGGUGGAGAGGGUCCAAAGGUUUUCACACAGUCGGAACCACCUGAGCUCUGCCCGCUGACACCUUCCCUGCUGCUGCUGCUGCCAGGGGGGAAGGAUUUUUUCCAGCUUCAUAAGAACUACAUCUCUAAUCCAGACCACCAUCUGUUGGAUGUGACAUUGUGAUGGACCCCAGGACAUUUCAGAGCCUUCAUGUUAGCCGUGUUUCCGUGAUAACCCAGGGUGGGGUUUGCAAUGCAAGUACAAUUUAGACCUUUUGCAGAACCCGAGAUGGGUGGUCUAAUUGUUUUUACAAUGUAAUCAAUGCAGUUUUUAAUUGUUUUCCUACAAUGGAUGUGUCCAUUUUGGCUUGGUUUGAUUCACAGCUUGUUUCUGGUAAAUGCCUGGCUGCUGGAAAAACGGAGAUUCUCUCCCAUUGAUGGAUGUUUCACAGGCAAGUCUGAUGGGUUUAGUCUCCUGCCCUUCCUAAAGAAGUGUUUGUGAGCAGUCUUGUGUGAGUGCAGGGAUGUUGGGAAGCUCUCCAGGUGUUUAGGGCCUCUGGGAGAGUCAGAGCAGCUCUCCAGUUGUUCUGGAGGAUCACUUCAAGCCUUUCACACACAAGGAACAACACUUUGCAGUGCUGCAGCAGCUGGGCUGAUACAGUUGCUCCUUCCCAGCCUGUCAUUUCAUAGGAGGGUUUGCUGAUUGUUCUUUUGUUGGCUCUGGGACAUCAUUUUGUGUUAGGCCUUAGUUCAUCUACUUCAGGCAACAGCAGAGCUUGCCUUGGGUCUGCAGGGAGCAGGAGGCAAAGGGCUUUAUUUGCUGUGGGAGCUGUGCACUUCCUGUCCCUGGUGCUCUUGGCAGGCUGGGCAGGCCCACAGGGGGCAGAAGGGUUAAAAAGAGGAGUGGGGGAGCACAACAGCUGCAGGGCUUUGGUUCACAGGACAGAGGGAGACACUACAUAGUUUUGGUGCAAGAACUUGUGCUCUACAGGAAGACUUAAGCUGGAUGGCUCACAGCAGUGUGGUUGGGCUGGGGGUUCCCAAAAGCUGCUCUAGGCCUCCCUCUCCUUCUCAGCCUUCCCUUUGUGGCUGCUCAGACUCACUGCAGCUGGCUCUGCUCCAGGUGCAGGCUGGGCUGGUGUUUGCUAGCAGAGGCACCACAGCAUCCACUGCUGUGUUGGCUGCUUGAGGUGUCCCAGCAGAGCAUCCCCAGGAGCUUUGCUUUCUGUACCAUACUGGUUUAUAAAUCUUUCAUUCAGGUAAGCACACAGAUGUUAAAUCUACAUUUUAAAGGUCCAGAAAAAUAGACUAAGGAGAAUAACCCCUGAUAGCUGUGAGAUUGCUUAGAGAGCUGCUCUCCAACUGAGAAGAGAUUCCCAUGAAGUCAGCAGGAGCUCAGUGCCCCAGCUCUUUGUGCCUGGGUGUUUGUGUGUGGAUGAGAUGGCUCAGCCCAGAGCCCCUGAGAACAAAGGCUGGAGCUGUUCAGCAUUUUUUAAUGACAGGCCACUUGGUUAGAAACAAGGCUUGGUUUUUGGUACUUAGACCUGCAGAUUUGAAGUGCUGGGCUGCAAGCAGCUCAGGGGGACCACACAUUCCCUGCUCCUGGUGUAGGGUGUUCUUUACUUUAUUUAUCCUGCUGGAUAAAGCCAGGCUCAGCAACACUAUGAACUUGUACAGAAGAGAAGAGGUGCUGCUGUUGGCUCUCUGCUGCAGAGUUCUGUGGUGAGAGCCAGCUCAGAGCUUGCAGGUAGGAAGAACAGAACAAACCCACUUUGCCCUCAGGAGGAGAAGUUCAUGUACAGACAGGAGGCUUGGAGAGGGGGAAGGCAGAGGCUGCAGGCCAGCACAAAGGUCCCUGCUGCUUUUCAAGUUGCUGUUCACAGCAGUAGCAAAGGUGUUGAUAAGGUACCUGUGUUGUUCCUCACAUGCUCUGCAGUGUAACGAGGAAACUUUCUGAAGGAAACAAUCCCCACCCCUUUGCCCAGUAUUCAAAACCAAUGGGUUUAGUUUUCAAAAACAUUGAAAGGGAUCUGCCACUUUCAAUAAAGUAACAAAACCAA
Molecule: messenger RNA, 4005 nt
Organism: Zonotrichia albicollis (white-throated sparrow)
Lineage: Eukaryota; Metazoa; Chordata; Aves; Passeriformes; Passerellidae
Source: RefSeq, a predicted model, not a curated record